AUGUUUGAUAUCACACAUCAACAGGGGUUUUCAAUUGAUCUUAAUACACCUGAAUUGAUACGCUUACCUAUUCUCUACAACCCUCACAAUUCCAACGCCUUUACCGGAAUACAAAACAAAACACUUGCAAGAAAACGAGACUAUUUUCAGGAACCUCUAUAUAAUAUCAAUAAUGUACAGUACAUGGUUCAAAUGAGCUUUGACAUCCCACCACAAGAAUUGACUCUCAUCCUAGACACUGGAAGUGGAAACUUAUGGGUUCCCUCCACCCAAUGUGAUCCUAGCCUCUGUCCAAAUAGACGAUUUGAUCAAGCAGCCUCCUCAACAUUUGUUUCAACAAGCUUUGAUUUUGUUGUUAAUUAUGUUAUCGGAAAUGCUACUGGAGCCCUGGCUACCGAUACUGUUACUAUUGCAGACACUACAGUGAUAAACCAGCCAUUCGGAAUUGCCUCAUCAACCUAUGGAAUACUACCUCAACCACAACAGAAUUCUUCUGCUCUAGGAUCAGAAGAAUCAAGUAAUCAGGCUAGCAGUCAUUUAAAAACAGCCAAUGGUGUUUUGGGGUUGAGUUUUCCAAAGGCGACAGGUCUAGAAAGGCUCCAGGAAAAGGGAUACAUGUCAUUUGUGUUUAACUUGGUAGAACAAAAGGUCAUCUCAGAUCCUGUCUUUUCCGUUUAUUUAAGCAGCUCAAAUAUUGGUGGGCCUGCUGGUGAAAUCAUAUUUGGAGGAAUAGACCAAACCAAAUAUUCUGGAGCUUUAGUUUACGUUUCUGUAAUGCCAUCGAAUACACUAUCCAAUCCAUCGGCCCCAGCCACUCUUCCUUCAAAUGGGUAUGCGGAUUUCUCUUAUUGGGUUCUGCAUUGCCAAGGGAUCACAGUGCAAAGAGAAAAUGUUACUACUACUUUACCGUUGCCUUUGAUUUUACUUUUAAUGUUUGAUACUGGUGCCACUCUGUCUUUCUUUCCAUAUGAAACAGUAGAGGCGGCUCUUAUUUCUAUCGCUGGCCCAGGUGGAUACCAGUUCAACCCCUCGACGUCUCUUUUUAGCAUUGACUGUAGCCUCGCUUCAUCGAAUGCCACGGUUCAUUUUCAUCUAUCAAGUACGGGAUCAAGCGGAACCAGUCCAACCGCCAUCAAUAUUCUAGCCUCAAAUCUGGUUUAUCCUGGAGAUGCAAGAACAUUAGAGGAAGCCAAGGCUUGUGUGUUUGGUAUCGCUGCCUCUCUUCCUUCCGUAAACUCUAAUGAGAUAGGCAUCGCUGCCAAAAAUGGAAUGGGUAGUAGUGUUACUGGAUUUAUUCCAGUUGCAUAA
Phycomyces blakesleeanus NRRL 1555(-) is the source of this 1308-nucleotide messenger RNA. RefSeq lists its product as hypothetical. Gene Ontology annotation, biological process: proteolysis. The record is from RefSeq and is a predicted model, not a curated record. Bases 1 to 1308 code for a protein of 435 amino acids. The transcript is spliced from 4 exons. Lineage: Eukaryota; Fungi; Mucoromycota; Mucoromycetes; Mucorales; Phycomycetaceae. Gene Ontology annotation, molecular function: aspartic-type endopeptidase activity.